UUCAACCAAUUUGCAUUAAAAUAAAUCAAAUUAUAAAAUUUUGCGAAAUUUCCCAAAAAAAGCUAAGGCCUUAGGAAAUUUUCAAAUUUUUGUGUCAUCAAAUCGUUGUGCCAUAAAAUUACAUUUUUUAUAGCGGCUACAUUCUAAUAGCUGUCGUAUUGGAGUCGCUUCGCAUUGAAGGGUUAUGUGUUUGUUAUUAAACUACAUCAGUGAUCGGAAUGGCGCUACACGUACAAUGUUCACAGAUUUGCAGAUUUUGUUUGAGCCAGGAUUGGGAAAAUCUGGUUCCAUUAAUUACGAUAAUAAACAGUACGCUCACUAUGCAGGAUGUUACACGAUUUACAGGAAUUAAGACCCUUGGAGAGGAAAACAACCCGUACGUACUUUGUGGAGAUUGCCAUAUAAAGUUGAUUAACUCCGUGACAUUCCGUCACAGUUGCUUGGCAAAUGAAACAUUUUUUCGGGAGUUUUGCUUGGGGCUCGAAGAACUGGUUGAUAAUUGCGCAAAAGCGGAUAAAACUACAGUGGAAACAAAUGAUAGCGUUUCGGAAAUCGAGUUUAUUGUUGUGAACAAGGGUAAAAAGCGAAAAGCAACAGCCAUGAAGGAAGAGCUGCCUGAUGUAACAGGUGAACGGUUCUCGUGUGAAUUCGAGAAAAUGGAAGCAAUACACGAUUUCGAUUACUGCGCGAAUCGUAUUGAGCUUGGUGAACCGUACUCUAACGAUGAUGAGCAAAGUGAAGACCGACAAUCGAUGGGCAACAAAGUAAGAAUGGACAGCAGUGCACUUUUUGCGGAAAGUAUGCGCCUUAUAAGAGCCACACAGCAACGACGACAGCUCGAACGGAACGUAGAAAACACUGAAAGCGAAAGUAGUGCAAACCAUACUCACCUGGUGCGGGAUCGAUUCUCCAAAGCAAUCCGAUCCCAGCUCUGUGACAUAUGUGGCAAAGUGGUGCAAAAGCUCAGCGACCACAUGGCGAUACAUACGAAGAAAAUGAAGUAUGCGUGCCCCCACUGUCCCGUUAGGAUGGCUAACCACGGCAAUAUAUAUCGACAUGUGCAAGCAGUCCACAUGAAGAGGAUAGUGAAAUCGUGCGAAGUUUGUAAUAAAGGAUUUACAAGCAAUAGUUCAUACAAAUCACAUAUGCGAUCUGAACACGGAAUCGGGGAAACGUACGAAUGCAAAUUGUGUCCGAAGAAAUUCAAUCACCCUGGAAACUAUCGCGUACAUCUUAUCCGUUGUCAUAGUGAUGAAAGGAAAUUUACCUGUUCAAUAUGUGGAAAACAGUUCAAAGAGAAACGAGACCAUCGAAAUCAUCAGCGAGUUCAUUCGGAUGACAAACCGUUUAGUUGUAGCCAGUGCCCGAAGGGAUUCAAAAGUGAGUACGCUAGGAAAACGCACGAACUCACGCACGCUGGUGUCGUUUUUCAAUGUACGUUAUGUGACAAAACCUACCGGUACAAAUGUCUCUUAAGCAUACACAUCAAGAAAGAUCAUCCAGAAUAAAACCAAAUGCAGCGAAUGCCGACGACUGAUAAA
Anopheles funestus (African malaria mosquito) is the source of this 1541-nucleotide messenger RNA. Its product is annotated as zinc finger protein 235-like. Gene Ontology annotation, cellular component: nucleus. Lineage: Eukaryota; Metazoa; Arthropoda; Insecta; Diptera; Culicidae. The record is from RefSeq and is a predicted model, not a curated record. Gene Ontology annotation, biological process: regulation of DNA-templated transcription. Bases 219 to 1508 code for a protein of 429 amino acids. Gene Ontology annotation, molecular function: zinc ion binding; RNA polymerase II cis-regulatory region sequence-specific DNA binding; DNA-binding transcription factor activity, RNA polymerase II-specific. The transcript is spliced from 4 exons.